Messenger RNA from Nannizzia gypsea CBS 118893, 2355 nucleotides. Its product is annotated as grc3. Gene Ontology annotation, biological process: cleavage in ITS2 between 5.8S rRNA and LSU-rRNA of tricistronic rRNA transcript (SSU-rRNA, 5.8S rRNA, LSU-rRNA). Gene Ontology annotation, molecular function: polynucleotide 5'-hydroxyl-kinase activity. Bases 1 to 2355 code for a protein of 784 amino acids. Lineage: Eukaryota; Fungi; Ascomycota; Eurotiomycetes; Onygenales; Arthrodermataceae. The record is from RefSeq and is a predicted model, not a curated record. The transcript has 5 exons. Gene Ontology annotation, cellular component: nucleus.
AUGAUGAAACGAAAGGCGACGGAGCAAUUGCAUCCAGCUAUCAGUGCAGUUGCCGCUCGAAGGGCCCGUCAAGCCAAAGCUGCGAUCGAAAGGACGCCAACAGACACCCGGUCGACAGAAAACUCGUCAUCGCGGGAGAUAGAGACAUUGCCGUCUCCAGUACCCUAUAAUCAGGCUCGGGCUCCUCAAGAACCUGCACCUGUUGCCCGUGAUGCGGCUCCGGUGAAAGUCAGUCCAGGCGCGGGAGCAUUAGAGAACAGGAAUAGAAAUCAGCCUACGCAGCCGGAGACUACUACUAAUGGAGAGGGAAAUGCGCCCGAACCAGCUGCGGAUAAUUUCCUUCUGUCGAAGAGCCAGUUCACCAGAGACAACAUCAUAUACGGCAGAGAAGAUGCUGUCUGUAUACGGUUACCGAUCGGGGAGACAUUGGCGGUUAUUGGCCGUUACGAUAUCUGGGUGAAGCGAGGGGUUGUGAGCGUGAUGGGAGCAAAGCUAUACCCGUGUGAUCGAUUGUACAGGGUCUAUGCUCCUUCUACCCACUCGCUGCCUAUUAUAAAAUCUGUCUCGGGCAUAAAUGGGUUUUCUGAAUUCGAGCUUAUUUCGGUGGAAGACGGUCUGUCCGAGCUCAGUCGGAUAUCGAAUCUGUACCGUCGGAUCUGGAACGGCUCUGCGGAGAUAUCGACUCGAUCCCUUUUUACUCUCAGUAAGGAGAAUGCCUCGUUUUCGCUUUUGGCUUCAUCUGGGGAUGAUCCUUACAAGCGACCUCUUCGGCCACUGCAUCUAGAUAAGAAAUGGAGUUCGAUGAUCAAGCGUCUGUCCCAGCGCGGUAGGGAUCUAUGCGUGCUCACCUGUGGUCCAGGAGGGUCUGGAAAGUCAACAUUUAACAGAUACCUGCUUAACCACCUGUUGAGCCCCCCGCCAGAGGACCUGGACAACAGGGCACAACAUGGCGAAGGCGUUCUAUUCCUUGAUCUAGAUCCCGGGCAACCAGAGUUCUCACCGAUAGGCCACGUCUAUCUCGCGCAUAUCCGGGCUCCAGCACUAGGACCGCCUCUGUCGCACCCAUUAUUAUGUGCAGAGGACGGCUCGAUCAUCCGAGCACAUCAUAUCGGUAGCAGCUCUCCCAAAGAUGACUCGAAGCACUAUGUCCGAUGCACUAUGAACCUUCUACGGUACUACUAUGGAAGUAUAUCUGAAACUUACUCGCAGUGUCCGCUAAUCAUCAACUACCCCGGCUGGAUCUUUGGGCAGGGCCUAGAAAUUCUAACCGGGUUUCUGGAGGCGCUUAGACUGUCAGAUGUAGUGUACAUGAGCGAAACAGGGCCGGAGGAAGUGGCUGGGCCCCUGAAGUCUGUGGCAAGGGGAGUUGGCACACCGUUCUGGACGCUGCCAUCGCAGCCAACUGAGUAUGCGACGAGAUCUAGUGGCCAGCUCCGCCAGAUGCAGAUGCUAUCUUACUUUCACAUGCAAGAGAGUCCGUGUUCGACCAGUGCAUACUGGUCUGCGACGCCUCUGGCACAUACGCGUGCAGUGAAGGUGGCCUACUCGGGCAGCAGCCAAGGCAUUCUUGGUGUGAUGAUAGCUGGCUUCCCUCACGAUAAGGAGCAUAUAUUCGAUCUAUUGGAUGGAGCUAUCGUGGCCGUCGUGGCAAUCGAACGUGCCGAUGCCAUCAAGCCGGUUCACGAUGACGUCGAGCCAGCCGAAGUGCUCUUCCGUGCAGAAGAGGAUAGUAGAUCCGAAGAAGACGCGGCUGAAGACGAAGGUAGUACAGCAGUAGCAGCAGCAACCACAGCAACAUCACCAGCAGCAACGACAACAUUACAGACCUUAGCCGAAAGGCUACAGCCACACCUACACCGCACGAAGGAGAACAUUCCUUAUCUAUUCAGCGGCAAUGGGACAUGCUCGUAUCUGAACCCACGACACUCACGCUCACUCGGUCUAGCCUUGGUCCGGAGCAUCGACACCACCAGCCAGGCCCUGGAGCUUAUCAUGCCUAUUCGAUCUGCGGCUGUACGCGAUGCGUUGGAGCGCGGACAUCAAAUCGUGCUUGUGCGAGGCCAGCUCGAUAACCCUGACUGGGCCUUGAUGGAGGAAUACUUCGCCGCUAAGUGGGCGCACAAACACCUCCCUUCUCGGCUGGACAAGAUGCGGAGGGAGAAAAAGAGCCAAAGAGAGAUGACGAUCUAUCAGGAGCGGGUGAAGGAGAGAGUACGCAGAGCCAUGCAGGUGCCGUGGGUGCAUCCUGAGCAGACGAAGAGCGGUAGCCCAGGGAAGAAGAAGGAAAAGCGAGACGUGUGGAAGUUGAGGAGAGACGAGGCUGCAGACUCGAGCGGGAGCGAGCGGGAGUGGUGA